Messenger RNA from Octopus sinensis (East Asian common octopus), 1448 nucleotides. Its product is annotated as palmitoyltransferase ZDHHC23-like. Gene Ontology annotation, molecular function: protein-cysteine S-palmitoyltransferase activity. Gene Ontology annotation, cellular component: Golgi apparatus; endoplasmic reticulum. The record is from RefSeq and is a predicted model, not a curated record. Gene Ontology annotation, biological process: protein targeting to membrane; peptidyl-L-cysteine S-palmitoylation. The coding region runs from base 229 to 1440 and encodes 403 amino acids. The transcript has 6 exons. Lineage: Eukaryota; Metazoa; Mollusca; Cephalopoda; Octopoda; Octopodidae.
GAGAAAGAGAGGUGGGGAGAGAGAGAUUGUUGGUGCGCUGUUGGUGGGUGGUAUAACAGAUAAUUAUUAAGUAAAGCACAGAUGAGAGUAUAGACGCUCCAAACUGUAUAGAUUUGAUCUGAUUACCAGAGGAUAUGUUACCAUUCAGCUGAUUCCAUGUCGGAAGAAGGAAUUCUGUAGAAAAUUUUAAUUGAAACAGAAGUAGACAUAUUGGAUUAAAGAAUCAAAAUGACUGAUCAACCAAUUCUUUGUUGCUGUGAAUAUAUUAACAAAAGCGGGGAGAGAAAUCACAUGUUGGCUUGCUGUUGUGAUUGUGAAGAUUUGGAUAAAGCUUGUGAUAAUUGCUUGUGCUGUAAAGAAAUACCAAGUGAUACAAUGAGAAACAUUACUGCUACCAUAUCUGAUCGCUGUCGUAUUCCCUGGUGUUGCGGUCAUGGGGCAAUCCAGGUUCGUCUUGAUGUCAUCGUCCCUGUUGUUGUUGUACCAUCCUGUAUCCUUGUAGGCACAGUGGGGCCAAUCACCACCAUAGUCACACUCAUUUUCAUGCCGAUCAUAAUGUUAGUAAGUUACCAUCUCUGGCGACGCCACCACAGUAACAUGCGGACCAAAUUCUUUUCUACCUGGGCAAACAUAUCCAUUCUGUUUAGUUAUUUUGUCUUUCAAACGUUUGUUGUUGGUUUCCGUAAGAUAUUGUUAUGGGAGUUCCUAUUGCUCUUCACUGCCUUUUUAAUCAUGCUCUAUUGCUUGUAUCAGACAAAAAAACAACCAGGAAUUCUUAUGAAACCAAAAUUAACAGCUUCCAAACUAAAUGAAAAUGAAAGUCAUAACAUACAAGUAGAUACUAGUGUUAUGAUACCAGCUGGAGAAGUCACAUGGAUAGAUUCACGACCAAUUGAAGGUUUAUAUCUUGUCACAUGGUGUGGAUUUUGUAACAAUCGGAAACCUCCCAGAUCUGGCCAUUGUUAUGUAUGUAGUUCUUGUAUAUCAGUUCGAGAUCAUCACUGUGUCUGGAUCAACAACUGUAUUGGUGCCAAUAACCACAGAAUAUUCAUAGUCUGCAUGAUAUUUUUUCUAUUCUGCGGUCUUUAUGGUUCUCAUUUAACAUUUACCACAGUGUGUACACCAGAGAUGUAUUUUAACUGGAUUCUCUUCCCAAAUGAUUGUAGAUUUAUCUACAGUGACUUUCAAACAUCCAUUAGCUUUGUGACAGCUUGCUAUGUUUCAAUAAGCACUGCAGUUAUGCUCUUGGCAUUUUUACAGCAGAUUAUGCUGAUCAGUCAGAACAUCACAUCACAAGAGUUGCAUCAGGCAUUGGUGCGCAAGAAAACCUUCUGUGGUAUUUAUGCUUAUAAUAACGUUCACAACAAGGGUUUUUUACGCAACUGGAUGGAGUUUAUUUUUAGACCAUCUCGGAGUAUUUCACAGAAGAUUCCCAUGUAAACAUUUUU